This is a messenger RNA of Notodromas monacha, 1338 nucleotides long. Lineage: Eukaryota; Metazoa; Arthropoda; Ostracoda; Podocopida; Cyprididae. The record is from the annotation of a GenBank genome assembly.
AGAUUCAGUGACACAGUGCUGUGUGUACAGUGACGUGUUUUAUCCGGUCUAUCGAAAGGAAAGAUAAAAGCAACAAUUGCGGAAAAGGAGCAUCCCAUUUGCAACUCUACAAGGGACAACAACGCCGGAAACCCGACGACAACGUCGACGACGAAGAACGUCGCAGCAUCAGAAGAGGAAUCUUUGGGUGUGUAAUUCGGGUCGGGUGGAAGAUCCCGAGCGAAUUGCGUCGAUUUUUUCUCCUAUAAAAUAAAAGAACGAAGAAAAAAAAUAAAGUAAUACCCCGGAAACUCGACACUCGGAGGAUUUCCCACACAUCAGAGAAGACGGGUUCGGAUCCGGAAGAGACCAGCGGCCAGCGUGGGUCUCGCCGCAGGCGGUCGCUGAAACCCGUUGUGUUGGUUUUGCGCGACUGCAAUCAUUCUGCGGGAUCUUGUCUUUUAUUUGAACAUACGACAAAAAUAGAAGGAGAAAAUCGUGGGCAGCAACAAGGGGGAAAAAACAUCGUUGCUCGAUGAAGGGAAACGCGGUGUCGGAUUUCGUGACCGCGGGAAUAAUCGCUGGGCUGCUCCUUACUGUCGUCGCCUUCUCUGGAGUGGACGCAGUGGAGUGCUACUUAUGCAGCUGGUCGAACCGUGAUUUUUGGAACAUGACUGGGCUGUGUUACCCCGGAAACUUCACCUCAAAUUACGGAAUCCGCAUGGAAUGUCCAAAGGGAUGCGAGAUGAGCUUUCUUUUCGACAAGGAUGGCAUUCCAACACAUUUUUACCGGAAUUGCGCACCCGCGAACAGACCAAUCAGCAAUCAAUGGAAAACUCACCACAACGAUUACGGAUAUCGAAAAAUGUACACAUGCGACUGGCAUUUGUGUAACGGCGCAAUGGAGAACCUGGCUCCAUCUUCGAUCUCACUCUUCCUCGUCUUGCAGCUUUCCAUGUGGGUUACCAGCUUCUUCGUGAACGCCGUGGGUGCAUCACAAAAUGCUCGAGUGAUACAAAGAACAAAGCGUUGAAAGGGUCGCGCGAGUUCAACACAGCAGAAAUCAACAAGCGCUGAUCGCGAGCAGGGGAAUUAUUCGCAGUGCUGGACGGAUCGAGAGCUACAAAGAUAUCGUCAUGAUACAAAUCCAUUUCACUUCUUUGUUGCACCGAUGUCACCCUAAAUCCUCGAGAAGACUUCGGAUGAAAGACCCAGAUGUGUUCAUGGUUUAAAAAAUUAGCAUAAAAAAAUGCAGGAUUUAAAUAAAACUGCGCAAAAAUUUAAUUGACCGUGGUUGCUAACUUCAUCAUCGCGACUUUGCAACGCUGCCAAAAUCAAUAAGAAAAAGUUGAACAUUGA